Molecule: messenger RNA, 1626 nt
Organism: Capsella rubella
Lineage: Eukaryota; Viridiplantae; Streptophyta; Magnoliopsida; Brassicales; Brassicaceae
Exons: 3
Coding region: 227-1549 (440 amino acids)
Source: RefSeq, a predicted model, not a curated record
AAGAGAGAGCGUGCAGACACGACAAAACAAAAGGCCUCCCCACGUUCCGGUCGGUUGGUGACAACGACGAAUGUUUCUUUCUUCCUUUUCAAUCUCUUUUAAGUUUUCAUCAUAUCCAAUCUUCCCACAGAUAGCCUCUCUCUCUCUUUCUCUGUCUCUUCUUCACUCAACUAAUUAGCGUUUCUCCUUUCAAUAAUUUCUUUUUUUUGGGUGUGUUGGUGCUGAUAUGAGGAAACUAUGUCCAAAUUACAACCUGGAAGACGGGUUAGAAACCGUCCUGGAGGUUCCAAUGCCUGAGGAGUUGUUUGCUGCGUCCAAGACAAAACCGGGAUGGAACCAAAUGAAGUCUUACUGGUCAAAACCCACCGCCACUGCAACCGGAACCGCCACAGCCACAAACAUGACAAGACUCUUUGGUGGUCGCAACGCAGAGAUCCAGCUCCUUCUUGGAGUCGUUGGAGCUCCUUUGAUCCCUCUCCCCGUUCAGCCUGACCACCAUAACGACUACGAGAAUCCCAUCCACAAAGACAUUAAAGAUCAACCUCUCGAGAUGUCAAUGGCGCAAUACAUAGUGAAGCAAUACAUAGCGGCCGUAGGAGGCGAUAGGGCGUUAAACGCGGUGGAGAGCAUGUACGCGAUGGGAAAGGUGAGGAUGACAGCAUCAGAGUUCUGUACAGGAGAAGGAAGCUUGAACAGCAAGAUGGUGAAGGCAAGGAGUAUAAAGAGCGGAGGGGGAGAAGUGGGAGGCUUUGUGUUGUGGCAGAAGGGGAUAGAGUUAUGGUGUCUAGAGCUUGUCGUCUCAGGCUGCAAAAUCAGUGCCGGUAGUGACGCCAAAGUCGCUUGGAGACAAACUCCAUGGCAUCCUUCUCAUGCCUCUCGUGGUCCUCCUAGACCAUUGCGCCGUUUCCUCCAGGGUCUUGAUCCAAAAUCAACGGCUAAUCUGUUCGCAAGAUCUGUAUGCAUGGGAGAGAAGAAGAUAAAUGAGGAAGACUGUUUCAUACUCAAACUAGACGCAGAGCCAUCGGCGCUUAAGGCGAGAAGCAGCAGCAAUGUAGAGAUCAUACGGCACACUGUGUGGGGAUGUUUCAGCCAGAGAACAGGUCUUCUGAUUCAGCUCGAAGACUCUCACCUUCUUAGAAUCAAAGCUCAAGAUGAAAACAGCAUCUUCUGGGAGACAACAAUGGAGUCUCUGAUCCAAGACUACAGGACCAUUGAUGGUAUCCAAGUAGCACACGCUGGUAGAAGCUCGGUUUCUCUGUUUCGGUUUGGUGAGAACUCGGAUAACCACUCGAGGACUCGGAUGGAAGAGACUUGGGAGAUUGAGGAAAUGGAUUUUAACAUCAAGGGUCUGUCUAUGGAUUGCUUCUUACCGCCUUCUGAUCUCAAGAAGGAUGAUGACGAAGAAGAAGAAGUCGAAUGUGGUUUAGCUGCUAACAAUGAGAAGCUGCCUAUGAAGAUUCGGAGCGCUUCUUUGAGGAUUAGUUCCUCUAAGAUCCUAGCAAUCGUCGAAGAAGAGGAAGAUGAAUCAGAGGUCACUGAAGAGACAUAAAAGCGUGGCCCGAGUUUUCGGUUUUUGUACAUAAUUUAAUCUAUUGCAACAUCAUCGAAACAGAGGAUAUUGUUCUA